GUGGGUCCUUACUUUAACUCCGGAAUAUUUUAUCAAGAGUCCCGAAAUACAUUUCAGAUUAAGUCAGAUUGUCCACAAUAAAAUGUACCGGUUAAUUGCUGACCAUAAACUCAUCAAACAAUUAACCGGCCAAAUAAUGCAAGCGGUGGAAAUGGAGCUAAAACUUUGCUAGACAACUAACUCUAUACAUUCAUCAGUGAUGAAGGCUCCAUACGUAGGAAGCUCCCAAGAAUGAAAAGAAAUAAAUACAUUGCAUUGUGAGAGGGACCCAUUCAAUAGUGAUGGCUUUAGUUUCUUCCACACAAUUGAAGCUCUACACACGUAUCAUCUUUACCAUUCAGCAACAAACCAAAAGAAGCUCAAUCAAAGUUUAUUUCAGGCACCGCAGAAGAAGAAAAAUGAGUCUAGAGCACUAUUCUUCAAUAGGAACUCAAUUCCAUCACCAUCUUCAUCAUAUGACUUUUGUGCUCCAAGCUAUUCUGAAGUUGCCUAUAUAAAGGGCCAUUUGAGAGCUGCGAAAGACACACCAAUUCGGAGAGAAAUCUCCUCUUUUCUUUAGAUUUAGUUUAUAUUAGUAGCCAUAUAAUAAAAGUGAUUCUGUCAAGAACACUUUCUGUAUAGAUUCCAGUUUUCCCUAUUCCAGUUCAUCCAUGUUCAUAAUUUAUGCCUUCAUGUUCUUAUUCAAAUACUCAUUUUAUUUUCUUUAAUCUGUUAAAUUAAUUAUGUCUAUCAUAAAUUUUACUUCGUUUACUAUAAUUAUGUGUAACUAAAUUAGUUUUAGGUUUGGGCAAGAUGUAAAUUUUACUGUUAAUGUUCAUAUAAUAAUAAUUGGUUAAAACUAUUACUUGGUUAACUUUAGAAGUGUUGGGUUGAAUACUCUGAUCUGCUAAAUACAUUAAUAUUGGAAAUGAAUAUUAUCACAGGAGUGAAAUUUCAUUAAAAUCCAUUUAGUUAAUUCACCCACUAAAUUGCUACACGAAAGUGUUAAGGAAUUUUGGAUAAAUUGAUUUUGUACUUUUUACUGUCUUAAUAAAAUCACCGCGGGAGCGGAAUUAAAUUAAGAUAGUGUAAUCAACUAAGUCGUGGGAACGAUUAGAAGAUUACCAUUUGUAAAUCUUUCACACGCCUAAAAGUAACUAAGUUAAUUAGUCAAAUCUUUAUUAUUAUGAACAUCAAAAUAAAAUUACUCUUAGCCCAAGCCUAAUUUUCUUUGUAUCAUUAAUUGUUAAUAUAUCAAGCAUUGUAAUUUAUUUUACUCAUUUAGCAAUUCUGUAUUCACAAAAAAAAACAAGAUAAAAAAAAUUUGAUCACUUAGCUCCAUUGCAAAAUGUUAUCAAUUUGUGAUUAGCUAAAAAUCAAUCAUUAAUUCUAGUAGUCUUUGUGAGUCAUUCUCUAGCGGAACGAUACUCACUUACUUUAUACUAUAUCGUUACAAGUAAAUUAAAACAUCAAUUCCAUUCACAUUUUUACAUCAUUUCACACUACACAUUUUGGCAUGUCAAAGAAAAAGUUUAUAGGCUGCGAGGUAUAUAUAGCAAGAUUGAUGAUUUUUUUCAGUCCAAGGGAUUCAGGAAGAGUAAGAAUGAGCCAACUCUUUAUGUAAUGCAGAAUAGAAACCAUUUUUGGGUGGUUUGUCUUUAUGUUGAUGAAAUAAUUUAUAUGGGUUCAUCUCAGUCCAUGGUUGAUGACUUUAAAUCUAGUAUGAUGGAAAAAUUUGAGAUGACUGAUUUGGGUGUUUUGAAGUAUUUUUCGGGGCUUGAGGUGACACAAAGGGAAGACGACAUUUUUAUAUCUCAGGAGAAGUAUGCUACUGAUCUCCUAAAAAAUCACAUGUCCGAGUGCAAGACAGCAACUACUCCUAUGAACAUCAAUGAGAAGUUGCAGUGUAAUGAUGGAACUAAGCAUGCUGAUGGCAGAAUGUACAUGAGUCUUGUGGGAGGAUUAAACUAUCUCACACACUAGGUCGGAUAUAUUAACACAUAAAUGGGAACAUUUAUUAAACACAUAUUAACUUUUUACUGUUUUCUUAAAAAACAGUAAAAAGUUACAAAAUGAGAGAUGAACUAUACCAAAACCUCUAAGAGCGGGCAUACCUGCUCGAAACACAAGACAAGAAAGACAAAGAGAACAAGAAAUAAAAUAAAUAAUUGGGGGGGGGGGGGCAUGGGGUAGAUCAGAGACCGUUAUACAUAUAUCGUAUUUGUCUUGUUAGGUAAAUUUCCAGCCCUGUAACCGUCUCAUUACUAACGGGUAUUUUUUAUUCAAACCAUAACCGUCCAAAGGAUAACAGGUAUAACCGCAGGUAACCGAUUUAUUAAAUGAGUCAUUGAUAUUUUAAUAUAAAAAUUAAUAUUUUUAAAGGUGAAAAUGAUAUCACCUAGACGACUCUAGAUGUCAGACGCCACUCAAAUUAAAGUUUUUUAUAUCUACAAAACGAGAAAUAAGACAACCUAAACUAAUUUGAAUAUAAAAAUACUUAUACUGAAAAAUAGUUACCCACAAAAAAAACUGAUAAUAUUCAAACAAGACUACUAAAAUCUUUGAUAAACACUCAUUCAUACACUAUAGUUAGUACAUUCAUUAUUCAUAUAUACACAUUGAAAAGGGAAGGGAAAGAUAAUAGGAAAAAUUGUAAUAAAAAUAUAACUAAAAAUAAAUGGGGCAGGUACGAGGUAGGUAAUGGGGCAGACAUAUAUAAAACCGUAACCGCCUGAUUACUCGUAAAAACAAAAUGGCUAUUCCCGGCCUUGUACUCAUUACCAUGUCAAUGCUGUUUUCCUCGUUUUGAUUGGGGCGAUUCGGUGCCGGUAUAUCCACCAUAUCGGUCACAAUUGUCAUCCCUAAUAACCAUAUUUACAACCUUCGCUGCACGUUCUUUUUAAUUGCAACAGUUUGACUUUCAUAUUUGUCAACACAUAACUUUGUCUGUAAUUAUAUAUUACGGAGUAUUCCGUAGUAGCUAGUAAGCUUUAUAAAAAGAAUAUUUCGGAAUUCAUAUUAAUAGAAAUUUAAUUAUAUUUUAUACAACGUACAUAAUAAUUUGAUGAUAUAUAUUACUAAAUGAACAUGAUCAAAGUAAGAUGUAUAAAUAAUACAAAAAUCAAAGUGUUUCAAUGAGAGAUUGAGGAUAGAGACAAUACCAGUUAGGAUGUUUUUACUUGGACUGUAAUUUGUUGGUCUGGUUUGGUCUGGUCCGGGCUGAUCUGGUUUGGGAGGAAUUACAGUCCAAGUAAAAACACCCUUACUCAUUUAUUUUGGACUCAAUAUAAGUAUUCUUUCAAAUAAUGACGCUCAGAGCAUGAGAUGAUGAGAUGAGAUACAAAUUAAGCUACCUCACACAAAUUAGGUUCCGUGAGGGUAUUACUUUCCAUUAAAACACUCCAGCUACUUGAAUGAUUUCUUCUUAAUUCAUGUAUAAUCUUUCAGUGUACAAAUUUAUUUUUAUUAUGAGUCCAUGAGAUGACUUAAGCUUAGCCUGUUGUGUACGUAAAACACUCGUGUUCACGUAUGACAUUGAAUGCAUAUAUAUGGCUUUCAGUAGAAGAGUAAAGAGUUAUUCUAUUAGGAAAUUCUUGAGGCAAAGAUAUCCAAAACACAUCUUGUAUAAUUAAUAGCAAUUAUGCAUGUAAGUCAACUAUUUAAUUUGU
Messenger RNA from Cuscuta europaea, 3647 nucleotides. Lineage: Eukaryota; Viridiplantae; Streptophyta; Magnoliopsida; Solanales; Convolvulaceae. The record is from the annotation of a GenBank genome assembly.